CUGAUGUGAAGCUAACAGGGACAGGGGAGAAAAGAGGAGCUGGUGCACAGUCUGUUACAACUACAACACUGGAACAAAUAGUGAAUGGUAGUGUCUAGAAAGGGUAUGUCCCUUCAGGAGAUAGGUGCCAAUGUCCAACCGGCCUAAUUCCAAUCCAGGGGGGUCACUGCGCCGUUCACAGAGGAACACUGCUGCGGCCCAGCCACAAGACCACACGGCAGCUGGAAGAAGUGGUCUUACUCUGUCAGUGGCUUCGUUUGUGCUGCAAGACGACCAAGAGGCUGCAGGAACAUCUGAGCAGGAGACUCUUUUUGAUAGGAGACAGUCAAAAAGUAAAGGCACCCGAGGACUUAAACGAGGUGAAGCACCUGACGAAAUUAGUGUCCUUGGUCCGACCCCUACCAAGAAGCCUAAAUCAUCCCUCCCUGCACCCAGAAAUAACUCCUCAGAGGCCAAGAAAGGUCCUGCCAAGACCAAGAAAAGACCAGUUGCUACAGAAUCGUCUGCAUCGUCAGGCCGAAGUCAAGGCAAAAAAAGUGUGGCCACUGGGGCCCCUUCACUCCAGAAACGGAAGAAAUCGGACACACUCCCCGGUCUAAGUAGCACCGCUGGGUCCCUCCCCAAUUGUACCGAGGGCAGAACUGCAAAAGCCACCAAGCUGGCGUCCAAAUCUGCCGCCUCAGCCAAAGCUGGGUGUAGCAACGUGACAGACUCCUCCUCCUCUGCCUCCUCUUCUUCUUCCUCCACCACAGGCUCCAACAGCGCUGCCACACAGGGCGCCCGCGUCAAACAGGGAAAAGAUCAGACCAAGGCACGUCGCUCUCGAUCCGCUUCUAGCCCCUCCCCUCGCCGAAGUACACGUGACAAGGAGCAGGCCAAAACUCCCAGCUCAUCAAAAUUUGAGUGGGCAACACGCUUCAACACCAAAGUCAAUUUGCCAAAACCGAAACUUUCCUUACCUGGAUCCUCCAAAACUGAGCCCUCCAAGCCUGGGCCAUCUGGAUUGCAAGCUAAACUAGCAAGUUUGAGGAAAUCCCCAAAGAAGCGCAGCGAGUCUCCUCCAGCAGAGCUCCCCAGUUUUCGGCGGAGCACACGCCAGAAGACCACGGGCUCUUGUGCCAGCACAAGUCGGCGGGGCUCAGGCCUGGGCAAGCGCGGGGCAGCUGACGCUCGCCGACAGGAUAAAAUGGCUGACUCCGACAACAACCAGGAUGGAGCCAACUCAUCUACUGCUCGCACUGAUGAGACAUCACAAGGAGCUUCAGCUUCAAGCUCAGUUGCUGGAGCGGUCGGCAUGACCACCUCAGGAGAGAGUGAGUCUGACGAUUCUGAAAUGGGAAGGCUUCAAGCUUUACUGGAGGCCAGAGGUCUGCCACCACAUCUUUUUGGCCCCCUCGGACCCCGUAUGUCACAACUUUUUCACAGGACCAUUGGCAGUGGAGCUAGCUCCAAGGCUCAGCAGCUGCUGCAGGGCCUUCAGGCUACAGGUGAUGAGUCUCAACAGCUCCAAGCUGCAAUAGAGAUGUGUCAGCUGCUGGUGAUGGGCAACGAGGAAACACUCGGUGGAUUUCCUGUAAAGAGUGUUGUGCCUGCAUUGAUUACACUGUUACAAAUGGAGCAUAACUUUGAAAUUAUGAAUCACGCCUCACGAGCCCUCACCUACAUGAUGGAGGCCCUCCCUCGAUCUUCGGCUGUGGUGGUUGAUGCCAUUCCCGUCUUCCUGGAGAAGCUUCAGGUGAUUCAGUUUAUUGACGUAGCAGAACAGGCACUGACUGCCUUGGAAAUGUUGUCAAGACGACACAGCAAAGCAAUUUUGCAGGCUGGUGGGCUUGCUGACUGCCUCCUCUAUCUGGAGUUCUUUAGCAUUAAUGCUCAGAGAAACGCCUUGGCCAUUGCAGCUAACUGCUGCCAGAGCAUCACUCCAGACGAGUUCCACUUUGUUGACGAUUCUCUCUCGUUGUUAACUCAGAGACUCACACACCAGGAUAAAAAGUCAGUUGAAAGCACUUGCCUCUGUUUCGCCAGACUGGUCGACAACUUUCAACAUGAAGAGAACCUGCUGCAGCAGGUGGCAUCACGAGACCUGUUGACCAACAUUCAGCAGCUGCUGGUUGUCACCCCUCCUGUUCUUAGCUCGGGGAUGUUCAUCAUGGUGGUUCGAAUGCUUUCCCUGAUGUGCUCCAACUGCCCGAGUCUGGCAGUCCAGCUCAUGAAACAGAACAUAGCAGAAACCCUUCGUUUCCUCUUGUGUGGUGCAUCAAAUGGGAGCUGCCAGGAGCAGAUUGAGUUAGUUCCCAGAAGCCCUCAGGAGCUCUAUGAACUGACCUCCCUCAUAUGUGAGCUGAUGCCCUGCCUUCCCAGAGAGGGCAUCUUUGCCGUUGAUGUAAUGUUGAAGAAGGGCAGUGCUCAGACAACAGAAGGUGCAAUCUGGCAGUGGAGGGAUGACCGGGGCCUCUGGCAUCCUUACAAUCGCAUUGACAGCCGCAUUAUUGAGACGGCCCAUCAGAACGGAGAAGAUGAGAUCAGCUUGUCAACUUUGGGUCGUGUCUACACCAUUGACUUCAACUCUAUGCAGCAGAUCAACGAAGAUACAGGAACAGCACGUGGAAUCCAGAGGAAGCCCAACCCUCUUGCCAACCCCAAUACAGAUGGCGUUUGUCCCAGCAUCAUCAAUCCCUUGGACACAUACCUCACUUCAGAGCCGCCAGAGACAAUAACGUUUGACGACCCCUCUUUAGAGGUCACCCUGCUGCUGAGGGUCCUUCAGUCCAUCAGUCGGUACUGGUUCUACCUGCAUGAUAAUGCUGUGUGUAAGGAAAUUAUUCCAACCACGGAGUUCAUUAAUAGUAAACUGACUGCCAAAGCAAACCGGCAGCUACAAGACCCACUGGUUAUCAUGACGGGGAACAUCCCUACCUGGCUUACUGAGCUUGGGAAAACCUGCCCCUUCUUCUUCCCCUUUGACACCCGGCAGAUGCUAUUCUACGUAACUGCUUUUGAUCGGGACAGAGCCAUGCAGCGCCUACUGGACACAAACCCUGAGAUCAACCAAUCAGAUUCUCAGGACAGCAGAGUUGCACCACGUCUCGACAGGAAAAAGAGAACGAUAAACCGUGACGACCUCCUAAAACAGGCGGAGUCUGUAAUGCAGGACCUUGGCAGCUCCAGGGCAAUGCUGGAGAUCCAAUAUGAGAACGAGGUGGGCACAGGUCUCGGUCCCACUCAGGAAUUUUACGCUCUGGUGUCCCAGGAGCUUCAGAGGGCUGAUCUUGGUCUUUGGAGAGGUGAAGAGGUGACUCUGGCCAACCCUAAAGGAAACCAAGAGGGGACGAAGUACAUGUUCAGCUCCAGAGGACUGUUUGCCGUUCCCUUCGGCAGAACGACUAAACCAGCACACAUAGCCAAAAUUAAAAUGAAGUUCCGUUUCUUGGGAAAGUUAAUGGCCAAAGCCAUUAUGGAUUUUAGACUGCUGGAUCUGCCUUUAGGACUCCCUUUUUAUAAGUGGAUGCUACGACAUGAGAUGUCUGUGGGCUCUCACGACUUGACAAACAUUGAUCCUGGCGUGGCCAAGUCCAUCCAGCACCUGGAGGAUAUCAUCCGUCAGAAGAAGAAGUUGGAACAGGACCGGUCCCAGACUAGAGAAACCCUACAGCAGGCCCUCGAGAGCCUGAACAUGAACGGCUGCUCUGUGGAGGAACUCGGUUUAGACUUCACUCUUCCAGGAUUCCCAAACAUCGAGCUGAAAAAGGGAGGCAAAGACGUCCCAGUCACCAUUUACAACCUCGAGGAGUACCUCAGGUUGGUGGUGUACUGGACUUUAAACGAAGGAGUGUCGAGACAAUUUGAGUCAUUUAGGGAAGGGUUUGAGUCCGUCUUCCCCUUGCAUCACCUACAGUAUUUCUAUCCAGAGGAGCUUGACCAGUUGCUGUGUGGCAGUAAAUCUGAGACGUGGGAUGUCAAAACGCUGAUGGAGUGCUGUCGACCGGACCAUGGCUACACACAUGACAGCCGUGCCAUUCGGUUCCUGUUCGAGGUGCUGAGCAGCUUCGAUGCGGAGCAGCAGAGGCUCUUUCUGCAGUUCGUCACAGGAAGCCCGAGGCUGCCUGUUGGAGGUUUCCGGAGCCUGAAUCCACCUCUGACCAUUGUGAGAAAGACUUUUGAGUCGACGGAGAACCCGGACGACUUCCUCCCGUCAGUCAUGACCUGCGUCAACUACCUGAAGCUGCCUGACUACUCCAGCAUAGAGAUCAUGAGAGAGAAACUGUUGAUUGCUGCUCGUGAGGGCCAGCAGUCUUUCCACCUGUCCUGAUCUCUCCACAUCUCACAUAUAAAUGCCUUCAACAGCGACUGAUGAAAUCAUAACUUCCUUAGUUUUUUGUUUUGUUUAGUUUAUUUUAUUUUUUUGUAAUCACAUACAUUAAGGCUAUGGGGGUAUAGCCUUCUUGUUAGAGGAAGCAGCUUGCAGAAAAGUUAAGACUUUAAAUAUAUAUUUGCUGCCCCUGUCUCUCCAAAACAAAACAAAAAAAGGAAAAAUAUAUAAAACAUAAAAAAAAACACAAAAAUGGAAAGUUGUUCCAUGACUCAGAACUGAAAAUAUAAAAGAGAGAGUAAAACCUAUAUCAGUAGUUGAAUAAUGUUAAAAAGAUGAAUACAUCUGGGUGACAUUUUAAACUGCAUUGCUACGUCAUAUUUAAAAAAAAAAAAAGGGAUGUCGUCUCUCCGGAGCGGUGGACAGCUUCCUGGGUGUUGGGGAGGACGAGGGGAGGGGGGUGGUUCAUUGAGCAAGCUAGGUUUUCUUUAGCUCCAAAGAUCAUUUGUACAGACAAAUUUACAGACUUUGCUCAUUCUACACAUUUGAUAGAAUAGCUCUUUGUUUUCAUGUCUCAGUUCGUCAGUCGGACAUUUUGUUCUGUAUUAUACUGGCCCCAGUUUGUGUGUUGCAUUUCAGUUCAGCCCCCCCACCCUCAUGUGUCUCUUGCUUCAACUUGUGAAAACGACAGUUGCAGUUGGUUGGAUGUGGGUAGAGGAGGUCAUAUUAUCGUUUUAUUUCUUUACCGCCCUUGUUUGGAUUGUGUUCUGGCCAUCCUUUAUUAUAAAGAGCUUCAGCGUAAUUGAAGAGUUGUAACCGACGUGUUGAUCUUCGUUUUGCUCUUACUUUGAUGGAGCUGGCGUCUUUCUGUUCGACCCCACAGGAUCUGCGGGGUCCUUCUAGUAGACCAAGCUCUGAGCGACCCCUCAACACACAAUGUAGCUGGGCACAACAUUUGGCUGGUCUCAUUUUAUCGUUUCCUGGCCAGGCAACAUUUCAAGUUCAUUUAUGAAAUAAAGUAUAUAUGCAGUUUCACACCCUGUUUGAGGUGAGAACUUCUGCGUUACCUUAUUUUUUUUUUUAAUUUUCUAUAUUGUCUUCAUUUCUUGCUGUAGUUGAUUCUUUUUUCUUUGCACUGCUGGCUUGGGACAAACCGUGGUGUGCACUUGCAGUCUGUGGCCAGGCGAGGGCGCCACUGUAUGCUUUCCUGGCCCGAUCGUUCAUGUGCUGGUUUCUAAGAUCUGCAAUAAUUUACUGCAUCAGGUUCUUGUUUUUACCUGAACAUAAAUAAAGUAACUGUUUGACUCAGA
Molecule: messenger RNA, 5619 nt
Organism: Nematolebias whitei (Rio pearlfish)
Lineage: Eukaryota; Metazoa; Chordata; Actinopteri; Cyprinodontiformes; Rivulidae
Gene: trip12
Product: thyroid hormone receptor interactor 12
Biological process (GO): proteasome-mediated ubiquitin-dependent protein catabolic process; DNA damage response; regulation of double-strand break repair
Cellular component (GO): nuclear speck
Molecular function (GO): zinc ion binding; ubiquitin protein ligase activity
Source: RefSeq, a predicted model, not a curated record